AAAAUGUUCUACUAUGGCAUCACCCACAUCUUGAUAUUGUAUCUAACCUACAGUUUGUUUGGGUUUAUCUAUGGAACAAUAUUCUUAAUCACUGCUAUAAACUUAAUCGAUCAUCUCUUACUAAAGAAAGGAUAUCUGAGGCUAAACUACGGUGACCUCUGUAUGUCUCUUGAACUCCCUAAUGUGAACCAUAACGUGGGAGGAUACAUGGUCAUGGACAAAAUCUCCUUCGAAGAAUUCAGAGACCACAUCUUCGAACGAGGAGUCAAGCACGUCCUCAAACUCAGAUCCAAACUUGUGCACAAAUUCGGCUUCGCCCUCUGGGAGGACCAAGGCGAAGAAGCUGGCAGACAACAAAUCUUUAAGUGAGAACAGAAGGUGAGGAGUCCCAAAGAUUUGACUAAGCUAGCAGAGAAGAUUGUUAAUGGUGCUAUGGAUUUUGAAAAGCCACUUUGGGAAUUACAUUUGGUAGAGGAUUACUCAGAGACUGAGUCUGCAAUGAUGCUUAAAUUUCAUCAUGCGUGUGCAGAUGGUGGUGGUAUCGUCGGAUUUUUCUCUGCAAUGAACGAUAAAGACAAAAGAUUAGAAGUUAGCAAGAAAUUCCCAUCUCCACCACUACUGAUCAACGCCAUCUGUACAAUCAUCGGUCCCCUAUACAGUGUCUACUUGCUGACCAAAAAGUUGAAUCUAUCUACAGAUCCUAAAGCUGCCCAAAUCAGUGAUCUGACAAAGAAGGAUUCAAAUUACUGCAAUUUCUAUGAGGCUGAGAAAUCCUUUGAUUUCCCGCAAAUUAAGAAAUGCUUCAAGAGGUUUAAGGAGAAAACCUCUUUCAAUGACUACAUCAUGGGCGUUCUAGGAGUCAACCUUGAUAAAUGGUACAAGGAGCAUGGCAUCGAAGGAGCUGAAAGGAUCAAGACCAUCAACUCUAUUAAUAUGAGAGGCUUACCUGAGUCAAUGAAGGAUGUCAAUUUGUUCAACGAAAGUAUCGGAUCACAUUUUGAACUCCCUAUAAUUCCAGAUCUAGAUCAGGCUAUAAAGAUAGCUAGGAGAAACUUUAAGACAGAUCUAGACUUUUUCUCACUGUUCUGUAUAAAGAGGUUCUCUGAUAUAUUCCCUUACCUUCCUGAGGUGAUACUGCGCCUGUUUAUGGCUACAUUCUACCACGGAGCAGGCAUGAUCUUCUCUAAUGUGCCAUUCUCUUCAAAACCUUGGUAUAUUGCUAACAAGACUUGUAAUAAGAUAGGUGUUUUCGGGACGCCUCAUCAAAAUGUGAAGUUCUUUUUCGUUGUUUCUACUUAUAGAGAAAAGCUUUAUUUGAGUGCUAUUGCGAAUGAAGGAUUGAAGAUGAAUCCACAGAGAUUGCUGGAUCUUGUCCAAGAGUAUUUAGAGAAAGAGAUAAAGGAAUUUGUUAAAGACUAGAUCAACUCAAUUUA
Molecule: messenger RNA, 1433 nt
Organism: Moneuplotes crassus
Lineage: Eukaryota; Ciliophora; Spirotrichea; Euplotida; Euplotidae
Source: the annotation of a GenBank genome assembly